Hibiscus syriacus is the source of this 859-nucleotide messenger RNA. Its product is annotated as reticulon-like protein B9. Lineage: Eukaryota; Viridiplantae; Streptophyta; Magnoliopsida; Malvales; Malvaceae. Bases 97 to 765 code for a protein of 222 amino acids. The record is from RefSeq and is a predicted model, not a curated record. The transcript has 5 exons.
AUGCAUUUUCGUAUAUAACAUCGCUCCACUUCAGCUGCCGAUUCAUACAAACAUCCCAUUCCAUUUCACCAUCAACAACUAUAUACGCAUUCAUCCAUGCCGAUAUUCGAAUCGUCAUCGGACUCCGACAACGAUGCCACCCCACAGGUAAAGCUCUUUGGACGUCAAAGGCCAAUGGACGCCAUUCUUGGAGGAGGCCAAGUGGCUGAUGUGCUGCUGUGGAGGAAGCCGAAGGUGUCGGCCGCUUUACUGUUGGGAGUGACGACGAUUUGGUUCCUUUUCGAGGUGGUUGAGUACAAUUUGGUCACCCUCCUCUGCCAUAUCUCCAUCGCCACCAUGCUUGUCGUCUUCAUCUGGUGCAUUUCUGCUGAUUAUAUGGGAUGGAAUCGUCCGAAUAUUCCCGAGUUGUUGUCAAAUGAAACCGCCUUCUAUGAAGUUGCUUCCGUCUUCCAUUGGAAGUUCAAUCAGUUCUUGAAAAAUUUCCUCCACAUUGCUGGUGGAAAUGAGCCUGUCAACUUCUUCCUGGUGAUCAUUUCUUUGUACAUCACAUCGGUGAUCGGAUCGUAUUUCGACUUCGUGAAUCUCCUCUUCAUAGGGUUUGUGAGCAUGGGAACGCUGCCGUAUCUGUACAGUCGAUACGAGAAGGAAGUCGACUAUCAUGCAGGACAAAUGAGCAGAAAGGUGACCAAAAUGUACAAGAGGUUUGAUUCAAGAGUCCUUAACAAGAUACCCAGGGGACCGGUGAAGGAGAAGAAGCACUCGUAAAUUGUGUAUUUGUUUCCAUUGAAGAAUGCACAUGUGCAUGUCCUUGUACAUGUUUGAUCGGUGAUCUAAUGAAUAAAACAGAUUUGCAUUUACA